AUGUUUCUAUUUAUACCUUUAAUUUGUGGUACCAGAGAAUUCAAUUCUGCGUACGAUAAUAAACCUGAGCAUGUGGGUCUGUAUUGCCCACACUGUCAUAAUAAUAGUGUCGCUGCGGUGAAAAGCAAAGAAUUUUUCACUUUUUAUUAUAUUCCUUUAGUGCCUGUACAUUGGGGUAAACAAUUACGUUGUUCUAUCUGUAGCUGGAAACAAGAUUUUACUGGUGAUGCAGAAUUAGAUAAUAUGACUGGGUAUCAAAAACCACAAUAA
Molecule: messenger RNA, 270 nt
Organism: Maudiozyma barnettii
Lineage: Eukaryota; Fungi; Ascomycota; Saccharomycetes; Saccharomycetales; Saccharomycetaceae
Exons: 1
Coding region: 1-270 (89 amino acids)
Source: RefSeq, a predicted model, not a curated record